GCGGGCUGAUCAAGUGCGGCGUCAGUCGGCUACAUCUCGCUCAGUCGCGCGGAGACUCGCCGCUGCUGUCGAGAGAGUCUUCGAGCACGUAAUACAAACACGUAGGCAGAAGCACAGAGAUACUCUGAAAGCUGGAGAGCCGAGCUUGCAGCGGUAGUAGGCGAGUAGUAGGAUCGGCGCAAGCUGUUGUUGUUCAGCCACGUGUCCAGGAUUCUGAGUCCCGGUGGAGGAAACGGGGCCCCGGCCAGCCCCACGGCGGCGGCGGCCGCGACCGCCAGUAUCGGUUCGCCCUCGGCAUCGUCCAGCACCCCCGCAGCCACGGCAGCCUCCAGCACGGCGGCGACGACGCUCUUCCGACCGGGCGCCGACUGCUCGUCCAGUCCACCGCUGCUCAAGUUGCUCUUUCAGAUCGGGUCGGUUCAUGCACAGCAGCAGCGGUCGACGCAGCAGGAACAGCAGCAGCAGGCACUGGCCGGAGGGCCGGGGGCCGCGAGAGGUGGAGGGAUGUUCUGCUACCACUGCCCCUCGGGUCUGCCGGCCCCGAGGCUACCUCCGUCGCUCGAGUACCCCUUCGCACCGACGCAUCCUUACGCGAGUUACUCCGCCUAUCAUCCAGCCCUUCACGGCGUCGGGGAAGAUUCGUUCGUCAGGAGGAAACAACGAAGAAACAGAACAACGUUUACAUUACAGCAAUUAGAGGAGCUCGAGUCCGCCUUUGUUCAGACCCACUAUCCGGACGUCUUUACCAGGGAGGAUCUCGCGAUGAAAAUUAAUUUAACGGAAGCGAGAGUUCAGGUCUGGUUCCAGAACCGUCGAGCCAAGUGGCGCAAGAGCCAGCGCCUGAAGGAGGAGCAGCGCAAACGCGAGGGUUCGGCCUCGGCCGACAGCAGCAACCCGUCCUCUCAACAGCAGCAGCAGCAGCAACAACAACAGCAACAGCAGCAAUCGGAGCCGGAGGAGUCGUCGGGGCCGAACAACCAGGAAGCCGGUUCGCGAAGCCCGAGCACGACGUCGGCUUCGGUGUCGCCUCGACCGGCUCACGGCGGACCGACGCCCUCGUCGCCCCAGCCGCUGUCUCAACUGACGCCGACUCCGACGCCGACACCCCAACAGCAGCAGCAGCAGCAGCAGCAGCCGUCGGACCGGGGAAGCGAACCGCUCGCCGGAGGACCACCCGUCGAGAGCCUCGGCAGCGGCGGCGGUUUCCGACCGGUGGAGACAACGGCGACGUCGCUCUUCUUCUCGCCCCACCUGGCAGCGCAGUUCUCACCCCCGCUCUUCGGCUCGAAGCUCCAAGUGAGCAGCAGUCCGAACAGCUCCCUGGUCUCGGCAGCGCCUUCCCUCUGGAGCACCGCCAUGGACUCGACCCGUUCCGUCGUCUCCUCGGCCGCCGGCAGCAGUCUCCAGGAGAUGCUCUCCUGGUCGCCCGCUGGCUGGGCCAGCUGCGCCGGCAGUCUCUGCGGCUGUUGCAAGACCAGCACCGGCGGCUCGUCGACCGGAGCCGGGGCCAACAGUCCCGCCAGCGAUCUCCAUCGCAGCAGCAGCCUCGCCGAGCUCCGACGCAAGGCCCAGGAGCACACGACCGCCUCGGCUCUCCUGGGCGGACUUGCCGCCGGCUUUCACUUUCCACCGCUGCCGCUGCCUCUUCUGCCGCCUCUGCUCGGACUGUCCCGACGACCCGAGCACCAUCACCACCACCACCACCUGCACCCGGGCGUCGUGCACCAGCUCCAGCCUGCCAGCAAGGAGGAGCCAUAGGACCAGCUUGUGCCUGAUGAGGGGGAUGACGCAGCCGCCGCGGCCUAAGACAAUAUAUUGUUAGAUGUAUGACGACGGGAGAUAUACGAAUGCGCCUGCACUGUGUGACAGUAUCGUGUCCGAGAUGUAUGAGAGCGCGAAAGAGAGAGAGAGAGAGAGAGAGAGUGACGUUUCUAGAGAACCUGUAUAUUAUUACGAUUAUUAUCGCCUAGGAGAGUAUAUAUUAAAUAUAUUAAAAGCUGAGCAAUUUUUAGGAGAAGAAAUUGUAGCCUCUCUCUAUUAUGUCGUGAUCGUAGUGAUACUUGGAAUAAACUCGUUCUCUCGUCUCGUGCGCGAUGCACCGCACGCGCGCAAGCUCAUAUCUCUCUACUUUAUUUCCAUUACACCAAUCCGCGAACCCAGCACACACACACACACACACCGGGCGUCUCAGCCCUCCGCGAAUAUCUCGGCCGGGGAAAAACUAGGAGCGGCUGCGGAAAGAGAGAAGGAGAAGAAGCAGCUUCUCUGCCCCGCUGCUGCUGCUGCUGCUGCUGCGGGGGUUUGUUGGCAAUCAAUGCGCCUCAUAAGAAAAGCUUUGCCUCCCUUACCAGAAGAUCAGCUCUCGCGCGCCGUGAGGAGAGGGUGCGGGCAAGACUCUCUCUCUCUCUUUCUCUCUCUCUCUCUAACUCUGUGGAAAGAGGGGCUGCAAGAAGAGAGAGAGAGAGAGAGAGAGAGAGAGAGGGGGGAUCAGCCGACCAAUAGCGUGAGAGGCGCCAUUGAUCGGCACGCGCCGGCGUUUGGUUCGUCGCGCCUCCGGGAAGGGGAGAAACUGCGGCGAUGGCGGUGUGCUACUGGCGUUUUGCACACUCCGUUACACUUACUGGUAAACCGUAUUAAUCAACGACAUCGUGGCUUAUCCCCUACCGCACCUCCCCCCCCCCCCCACACACACACAUACACACACAGUCCGGACAGACAAAGGCUAUACAUACUCGUGUACACGCACGUAAGAUACAGCUGGUAUACGUGUAUGGUGCAGCGGAAGCUCUGCUCUACUCGCUCGCAAGCUCUAACGAUGCCUUCCGAUUUAGAUCCUCCUUUUCCCUCACGACUCUCGUACCUAUAUAUAGCUGCUGUAUAUACAUCCUGUGUACUUGAGAUUUCUUUUCCUUCCUUUUUUUUCUCCUUCCGACCAGUCCACAACUUUGACGCAAACAUUCGGUUAUAACUUUCUCGCGCGCGGGUAUAACUCGUGUCGAAGUCUCGUUUACGGGGAGGAGGUUUGUUUUGCCCUUUCGCACUCGUAGUAUGACGAGGUGGUGUAUUAUAUUAGCGACGAUAACGAUGUAAGUAUGGAUUAAUAAUGUAUUUAAGACAAUAACGAAUAAUCGUAUACAGAAAUUAAACUCUCUCUACGAUACCCUUUUAGCCUGUGUACCGUAUAGGAAAAGCAGUACUGCGAAGUGAGCUUGCAAUCUUUUUGGCUCUGUAACGGAAAUAUCGAUUGGAACUUCACUGUUUCGCUUUUUUUUUUUUUUUUUUUUUGAAGAGUUGAAAAAAUGUAAGGGAUGAACGUUCUUUUUUUGCGAAAGAUAUCGGAUCGUUUGAUUGUAAAAAGUUAUUAUACGUUUGUUUUUAUUUUUUUGUUAUUUUUUAUUGAAUAAAGAAUAUUGGAUACGUUUGCGGACGACUUCGAUUCUCUCACGACCCUCGGUGUAAGAGGCACUUAUUUCAUGGUAGGAUGUUGAGAUUUUUUUUUAUUUCUGUUAUCUACGUAUCUUAAGGUGUAAAUAAAAGUUAUACAUAAUAAUUAGCAACGACAGAUGCAGUUGAUGCAUUUUUUACGCUGCGACGUAAGCUGUAGAGUAUUACAAUUCGAUUGAUAUUUAUUCAAUGAUGAAUUUUAGUAAGAGAAAAAACAACCAUGAUAUCGAAAAUGAUUACCAAGCAACCGAUUAUAUUACCAAAAUGUAGUUGAUACACAAGUUGUAAAUGAUUUUGUCUUUCAAUAAAAAAAAAUUAAAAUUGAA
Messenger RNA from Nasonia vitripennis (jewel wasp), 3770 nucleotides. It is a transcript of the gene Drgx, whose product is annotated as cone-rod homeobox protein. The transcript has 5 exons. Gene Ontology annotation, molecular function: DNA-binding transcription factor activity, RNA polymerase II-specific; RNA polymerase II transcription regulatory region sequence-specific DNA binding. The record is from RefSeq and is a predicted model, not a curated record. Gene Ontology annotation, biological process: regulation of transcription by RNA polymerase II. Bases 505 to 1758 code for a protein of 417 amino acids. NCBI's taxonomy places the organism in Eukaryota, Metazoa, Arthropoda, Insecta, Hymenoptera, Pteromalidae.